Molecule: messenger RNA, 639 nt
Organism: Ilex paraguariensis (yerba mate)
Lineage: Eukaryota; Viridiplantae; Streptophyta; Magnoliopsida; Aquifoliales; Aquifoliaceae
Source: the annotation of a GenBank genome assembly
AUGUCGACAUCGGGGCAGCCUCAGUUCAGGUACACGCAGACGCCAUCGAAGGUGCUCCACUUGCGGAAUCUUCCGUGGGAGUGCACCGAGGAAGAACUUAUCGAACUUUGCAAACCCUUCGGCAAAAUCGUUAACACCAAGUGCAAUGUCGGUGCCAAUCGGAACCAGGCCUUUGUCGAAUUCACAGAUCUUAAUCAGGCCAUCAGCAUGGUUACUUAUUAUGCUUCGUCAUCAGAGCCAGCACAAGUUCGUGGUAAAACUGUGUAUAUUCAGUAUUCAAAUAGGCAUGAAAUUGUAAACAACAAAGGUCCAGGAGACAAUCCAGGCAAUGUCUUGCUGGUAACUAUCGAGGGCGUAGAAGCUGGCGAUGUCAGCAUUGAUGUUAUUCACUUGGUUUUCUCAGCUUUUGGUUUUGUGCACAAGAUUGCUACUUUUGAAAAGGCUGCAGGUUUUCAGGCAUUGAUCCAAUUCAGCGAUUCUGAGACUGCAUCUUCAGCCAGGGAGGCAUUAGAUGGAAGAAGCAUACCCAGGUACUUACUGCCUGACCAUGUGGGUUCAAGCUACUUGCGUAUCUCAUAUUCUGCCCACACAGAUUUGAACAUUAAAUUUCAAUCCCAUCGGAGCAGGUUUCAUCAGUAG